Molecule: messenger RNA, 4986 nt
Organism: Cyanistes caeruleus (blue tit)
Lineage: Eukaryota; Metazoa; Chordata; Aves; Passeriformes; Paridae
Source: RefSeq, a predicted model, not a curated record
CUCCCGCAGGGGCGGGGGGAGGGCUGCCCGCGGGGAGAUUUAACCCCCUGGAUCAGGCGGAGUUAACAUGUCCCGCUGUGGCCUGGCCUAGCCUCAGCCCCGGGCCCGGCCAGGUAGAUGUUCUUCUGGAAGGUGUCACCCUGAGUAGGCAAAGCUCUCCCGCCAGGCAAAUUCCCGCUGGCCACAACUUGCCACACAAGGAGGAACGGGUGGGAGCACCGCGAGGCUGAGGCACGGCCAUAAGAGUGUGCCAGACCUGUGGUGGUAACUUAGACCCUGGGAAUCUUCCCACAAGACAGUGAUAUUUCUAGGACUUGGCAUUUCGAGUGGCAACAGGGUUGUUUAUAGGAAGAGAACAGAAAGGACGGAAGGACGAUGUUGACCUAGCAGCCCUACAAACCUACCGCACUUAAUCCACUUAUCACCCUGAAUUCCUGAAGCAGAUAAAUGCCGAUAACAGUUAAAACACAUCACUGGCAGGAGCUUCAUGUUCUGUCCUCUAGAAAUACAUCAAUACUGGAAAUUACAAAGCUGUGUGCUACCAUGGGGAUGAACAUGAUAUAAGAGCUGAGGAAACCCUCACUAUUCAGCAGAGUUCUUCCACAGGAAAGUAGUGAGCCUCUGCUUCCUUCUCCCUCCCUGCCCUGACUACCUUGAGAUGCUGUUCAGGCCUGAGAAAGGCUGCAGAAUACUGUUGUAACCCCAAAGCCACAGCUGCCUGAUCUGUGCCUCCAUAUCUGAAAUACCAAGUGGGCCCCAAGUGUCUUGUUACCGCUUUUGAUUGUCCUUGCUGCUCAGCAUUAAGACCUGUGAGGAGUGAUUUCCAGCUGAGACCAGCCCCGUGCAGCUCACAUCAGCAUGUCUUGGGGAGAGGAGUUGGUUUUGGUUAAUCUGAGCUAAACCUUCCCUGGAGGAGUGCAGCUGCUGCACCAGCCUUGCAAAGCCACACAAAGCCACUUUCUCCUAUCCCCAUCUGUCAGGGCUCUCAGCAAGGUACUGGGGCCAUCUCUGAGCAUCAUGCAGCUGCUAUGCCUUCCCCUGUGUCAAGACCCCUUCCUCCUGGGGACCUGUCCCAGGCUGAACAGGAGGAAAAAUGCUGUAAACCAAAGGUUGUUUGGAGGAAACCUUGUUCCUACAAAAUCUGGAGGGAUAAAACAACUGAUAGUGCUUUUGAAUGCACCAAGCUUACAGGCUGAUCUGCUGCCUUCAGUCUUUCCCUACAUGGCCAUCUACCACCAGUCUCUGUAGCACAGCGCCCCAUGUGAGUGGGCACCCUUGAAGCUGCAGCAAAGUGCUUUCUUGUGGACAGUGCAAUUGUCUCACAAGACGUGUGAAAGGAGGAAGCUGCCUAAAGAGAAGUGAAGACCUCUCAGCCACAGGAGUUUUUAUGAGUCAGAUGCUGCUCAGUUGUUGCAUUGCAGAUGUCUUAGCUAAAAACAAGCGUUCAUUGAAAAUCAAAGACUCUUUGUGAGUAUAGGCGGCAGGAGCCUCCCACAAAACGUGGUUUUUCUUCAUCAAAGGGCUCUCCUUAGAUUUGCCUACAAUAGGUUACUUAAAGCUUGCCUGCAUUGCGAAGCUGAUUCAGAGCCAGCACGGUGUGGAUCUGAAAUAGUCCAGCUGUUCAGAACGAAUUUGCUGUCUGGUUUGUUGUCACUCUGUGAAUGUGAGUGCCUUCCUCAGAAAGGACCUAGUGAGAAGUUGGCUGUGGAGGGCCAUUUUGUGGAGUCAGGGGUACAGAAGAGCCAUUGCUCUGUACUGACUACUCAUGUGUGUACUGGUUUUCUGUGUUGGAGGCAAAACAGGUGAUCCAUCACUUGAGUUUUCAUGUCAGUGUGGAAGGUGACAAAGUUUGUUUUAAAUGCAUGAGAUAUUUUACAGUCAUCAGGGAGCAAAGAUCUGCGUGUUAAACUGCUUGCAGUCUAGCGUUUGGACACUCGCUGGUAGGUCUAACACCAUCGCUGUAGUACAGAGAAUGUACAAACCCUGGUGUGGGGAGGAGUCUGACCGAAAAGCAGAAGAGCUUGCAUCUGCCAGGAACUGCUUGCCAAAUGCAGUGUGUGUACAUCCCGCCUGUCCCUUCACAAACAGGAGGGGAUCAGCCAGCUGCCCUGGCGUGAAAAUACCUGACAAACCCCCAUCUCCUUUGCCUUUUGGAUCUUUGUGUCUGGUUGUGUUCUUACAGCCUUUGACCCCCCGUCAUGAUCCCUAAUCUAAAAAUCAUCUUCCUGUUUGUUUGGUUGCUUCAAUGUGGAGGGGGAAAUGUUGAUGUACAGCAGAAACCUCCAAUCCAGGUUGCCCUGCUCAAGGAAGGAACAUCCAUCCCCUGCAAAGUCAUCUUCCCUUACAUGCCGAAAUACACCAAAUUUUCAAUCUGCUACUACCGGAUUAAUUCACUGGAUCAGAAGACAUCUAUCUCUACUAGGCUGGAAAACGUAGCCAUUCCUUCUGGAGAAGAGAAUAAGACUGCUGCCUUAUCUUAUGACCACAAAAUCAUGCCACUUGAAAACACCUCUUCAACUGGCACGUACUACUGCAUGGUCAAAUGGAAUGAUAUCCAAAAAAUGGGAAAGGGAGUGUUCAUCCUUGUUAGAGAUACAGGAUACAUAAAUACCUCUUAUGGGUGGGAAAUCCUCAUUACCCUUACUGUUCUUCUUGCUGUAUUGAGCAUCACUGCAACAGCUCUGCUUCUAUGGAAAAGAAAGGUGUUGUGCCCUAGAAGGAGCCAGCCAAAUAUCCUGAAGGUGGAAACACAGCUCCCUUCGGCCAGCCCACCACCACCACCACCACCUCCUGUCUAUGAUAGCCUGGAUGUGCAGCAAGUUGAUGUCUAUUCUAGCCUCGAGAACAAAACAAACAACCCAUCACACAGAAAGAAUCCUCCAGGGAAGACACCUAAGAAGCAAGAAACUCUAGAAGAAUCAUCUGAUACAUUGUAUGAGAAUAUCUAACAGGGAAGAUACCUGACCCUAUGUGGACCAGACAUCUUUCUGUAUGUAUCUCUUACAUCCCAGAUGAGAUGCAGGUACAUGCAGAGAUCCACAGUGACUUCAGAGCACAACCACGAGGGAACUGUGAACCCCUGGCCCCUUCUAAACUGCCCUUCAUUAACAACAGAAUGUGUCUGUAAAAAUCCCUCGAGGCUCAGUCUGCAUUGAUGCAGCAAAGCUAUUUUGCAGCAAAACUGUUUGAAGCAAAAGAAAAGCUGCUUUUGUCAAGCACUUAUCUUGGGAAUGGGCAAUCUGUGAAGGUUUCUCUCACCUACCCCGUCUGAAAUCCUCUGCAAGUGGUAGGACAAUCCAGAAAUUUACUUCCCUGCUUGCUGGCUUGAUGUUCCGAUCCUGACCUGCAGCCGUCCGUCUGAUCUGUUCUUGUGGCUUUGCCGAAAUGGCCAUCAGGACUUCAUGCAUAGUUUAACCAGAUCCAAGCAUCCACCUGCCCAUUUUCCCUUUCUCAGGAACCCCACAGCAAACACGAUUUCUCCUAAUCUGCUAAUCCCAUCAAGUAGUCACAGAUGCCUGCUGCGACCUUACUGAGGCGACUCAAAUCAGUGCCUCCAAGAAAAUGCUUCCCCUUCAGCAAUAUCAGCAGUACACAGUGAGGACUGGAUGCACUGACGGAGAUAAAGGCGGAGAAAAUGAACACAGAGAAAAUACCCCUUCCUAACAACACGUGUCAGUGACAGUGCCCAUUCUGCAAGAGAGAGGAACAAGGAGGUGGGAAUGUGAGGAAACUACUUUGCUGGAGCUGCAUAAGCCAUGCGGGUUUGGGGCCAGGUUCCAGCCUGCAGAAAUCCAAGGGGAGCUCCCCAGUUUCCUUUUCAUCUUGGCAAUGGGCAUUGUUAUCAUUGGGGAUUUUGAGCCUCUGUGGGAGCAGGCAUGGUACCUUUGCCCCACCAAGACCAAUAGGUUUGCCUUUGUUUCAGCUGGCUGCUGUAAAGAGUGUAAAGCUCCUUUACUCCCCCAUUAUGUGUUAUUGGCCAGGGACAGCAGUUCUGAAACUUAGAAUGACUGGAGGAAGGAGGAAGGAGGCCUUAGAAGUGAAUUUACUAUCCAAAUUCUUUCUCCCCUGUCAUCUGGAACUUGCCUACCAUUUGUGCUGAUGCAUAUUCUGGUUCUGAUAGGGAAGAAGUUACAUUAAAUAUCCGUAUAACAUGAUCAAACCAGCAGAUCAAAAAGCUGAGGCUGUUUUAUCUCAUAUUAAAAACAACAAUGAAAUAACAACCAAACAAAACCAACCCAAAAUAAGAAUAUGCAGCAUAACUUGAGAGGAAUCGUAGAAACCUCUUUAAAGAAGAAGAUCAAAUUAAAAUUGAGCUCCAGGGUCAUAGGACCCUCUCUAGCUGAAGAUAAUGUUGCUAUGUAUCAGAGAUAGAGGCUAUGGAAAAUGUCUCCGGGGCCUCCAACCUUCCUAUACUAUGUUUAAAGAGAUAAUCCGCUUAUUGCUUUGCUCUUUUUAUUAGAAAAGAUUUCAAACAUGCAAUUUGGACUUUCUUUAACCACAGAAAAAUGCUUUUUCUCUUCCCAGUGCUGAGGAAUUCAUUUCAGAAAAGGCAAUGAAUGAACAGCAUGGCUUAUUAGACUCAUUUAUAAUUUGUUAAGUGAUCACAACAAUUAUAAAUAUUUUUGAAGUAAAAAGUUUUAUAUUUUACUAAUAUGACCAGGAAAUAUUUGUGUUCACAGAAGAAUUUUCAGAGGAUUGUACAGGUAUAACAAUUCCUUUCCUUAACAAAUUUGAAGAAAUGAUGAGAUGAAUUAUAAAUAUGUUGCAGUAUGGCAAUAAAAUAUUCAGCAGAUGCCAGUGGAUUAGAUGAAAAGUAAAAACUUUCAAAAUAACGAUGGUUAGGUUUUGUGUUUUGUUUUUUAAAUUUUAUAAAUGCUAAAAAUACUGGAUGCUACUGGAAAUUUCCUGGCAAGGAUAUCUCUUUGCAAUGAGUUGAUUUGUCUUGUGUUUCUGUUGUCUUUUUAAGUAGCAUGUUUCUUACAUUUA